Ostertagia ostertagi is the source of this 2646-nucleotide messenger RNA. Lineage: Eukaryota; Metazoa; Nematoda; Chromadorea; Rhabditida; Trichostrongylidae. The record is from the annotation of a GenBank genome assembly.
AUGGUUUCCAUCAAAGAAAUAGAGUCAAAGCAUCAUGAUAUCGCUGAUGUUGAGACAUGGUGGGUACUGGAAAUUGGCUACGUCACCGUUAGGUUCGCAGCUGCACUUCUCCUUUUCUUUGUAUGCAACACGUUUCUAAUGUUUGGUGCCGCCAUUUCAAAGAUCUGCGUCUUGAUUCUUGCUACCAAUAUCUGGGACAGAAAGUAUCAUUCGGACCCGUACGCACGACGAUGUUCCAGAAUUCCUGUACAACGGACUCCGAGAGGAGUGGCUGCCAUGUAUUUGGCCUUACUGUUCAUUCAAAUAGUACCAGACAUGGUGGCAAUAAUGCGAUCGUUAAUGCGCUUUUGUCGCGGUGAUAAAGCUGGAAGAUUCGUUGUGCUCGAAUCCCUCCGCGCUUUCGGACUCUCCUUACUCAUCUUCACAGUUUUUCCUCAACUGGACCUAUACCGAUGCUUGUGUCUUUGUGCCUUUUUAUCGGCAACAACUUUGCCUCAUCUUGUCCUCUUCCUAGCUCUUUUCAGUGCAACGUAUCUGUGGAAUGUUAUGGAAACACCUUUUCACGGAAUUUGGGUUUUGCCAAUAGGCUUAUUUACGAUAUCCAUCGGAUUCUGGGAAUCAUGGGUGUCCGAGAAACACACGGGAACUACCUUCCAUGAGCUCUACCAGGUGAAAUAUGGUCUAAGGAAACUAAACAUCUCAACCCGUCUAAUGAUAGCUGCCGUCCGUAUUUUUAUUGUUCUUGUGGUGAUGAUUUAUGCAGCAAAAGGAAGGGUCAAACCGCACUUGUUCUUCAAUGUUCUGACUUCGUACAGCUUCGGUUUCAGGCACACCCGUUUGAUCUUGCUCGGCUUCGGGUUGAUCCUGUUAAAUUUCUCACUUCGCGGGUGCGCUCGCUUCCUUGCAGCAAUUGGAAUGCGUGCGUUUUCCGUUUUCCAUCCAGUCACUAUUGUGCCAGCCGUAGGAUAUGCUAUCGUUGCAUUCAUUUGUAAUCAAAGACUUUGUGGGAUUGCUAACGUUCUUGCAAGGUUGGGUCUACGUUGGAGUUGCGAUCAAUGGGGGAGAAAGACUCGUCCAUUUGACGAUUGGUAUAUCUGUAUGAUAUGGCUGGCAGUAGGGGCCUAUCGUGGCUAUCAGUUUGUACGCCAGAAGUCCUACGACAAAUGUGAUGAAGUAGUUGACUCAAUGCCGCCCGUAUCUAAUGGGUUCUGUAUAGAACAAUCACUUGCUGUGUUUCAUAUUUCGCUCAGUAAAGCGGAGCCAAUAUUAGACAUCGAUGACGAUCAUGGGGAUCCUGACGAUGAAUUGAGAGUUAGGAACGAUGAGGUUGAUCGCAUAUUGACGCUAUACAUGUGUGCAACCAUGUGGCAUGAGACGGCAACUGAAAUGGCACAGAUGUUGCGUAGUAUACUGAAAUUGGAUGAGGAACAUGCGCGAAGACUAGGAGCUAAAAAGACGGACCAGUUGCGUUUCAGGCUUGAAGGUCACAUAUUUUUUGAUGAUGCAUGGGAAGACCGGACGGAGCUGAAUAUCACUAAACGAGUUCCGAACGAUUUCUUCCGCACAUUCUUCGAGACUCUAAGUGAGCUGACUGGAGAGUUCGUUGAUGAAUCUGGCUCGAUAAUGUCAAGAAUUUUGGUAAAUACUCCAUAUGGUGGAAGAUUAGUGGUGAGGUUACCCGCCGGUACGCUGUUAUUUGUACACCUGAAGGAUAAGAAGCUCAUCAGACAUAAGAAGAGAUGGAGUUAUGUACAUGUACUAUCUGCUUGGUCAUACGUAUUAUGGAAUUCACCACUGAGCAUUGAAGAUCGUCAACAAAUGGCCGACAACACUUUCAUUCUUGCUAUUGAUGGGGACUCCAAGUUUGAACCAGAGGCAGUAAUGCGAUUAUUGAAUCUUAUGAACACUAAGAGUGAUAUCGGGUGUGCUUGUGGUCGGAUUCAUCCUAUUGGUUCAGGUGUCAUGGUGUGGUACCAAAAAUUCGAAUAUGCCAUCGCACACUGGUUCCAGAAAGCAGCUGAGCACGUAUUCGGAUGUGUGCUGUGUGCUCCUGGGUGCUUCUCUCUGUUCCGUGCUUCGGCGCUGAUGGAUGAUAAUAUCAUGCACAAGUAUACUAAGACUGCCCAAGAACCUCGUCACUUUGUACAAUAUGAUCAAGGAGAGGAUCGAUGGCUCAGUACUCUUAUGUUGAAACAGGGAUACCGUAUCGAGUACGUGGCUGCAUCGGACGCGGAAACCUAUGCUCCAGAAGGUUUUGAAGAGUUCUUCAAUCAACGUCGACGCUGGACACCCUCAUCAAUUGCUAACACAAUCGACCUCCUGUCUGAUUAUAAGAGAGCCUCAGAAAACAAUGAUUCAAUAUCGAUGUCCUAUAUUUCCUAUCAGUUCAUGGUAAUUUUCUUCUCGAUGCUCGGCCCUGCAAUUAUUUUCACUAUGCUCGUGGCCGCGUUUGGUGUUGACUCAGCAAGGGUGAUGCUGUACAACGGCAUUCCAAUCAGUUUGUUCAUCGUAAUAUGUUUUACUACCGAGUCCAAUGUGCAGCUGCUAUAUGCCAAGCUGAUGUCGAUCAUCUAUGCUUUUGUAAUGCUUGCAGUAUUGGUUGCGACUUCGUCACAGAUUGUGCUGGAAAGUGAGAAUGUUAAAUAG